UCGUUCACUAGAGGGUGCCUCUCUCAAAAACGUCAUCUGUACGUAGCAGGAAGUAUCUUGACGACAACCAAACUGCAGCUGUCUGAGCUCUUCAGCUAUCUAUCAUAUGACAAGUAACGGAAAAAAACGCAAUGGAAGUCGUGAAACAGUAAAGCUUACGCUACUACGCUGGAACCGGAGGGUUGUGAUUAAGCGACGAAAGGGAUUUACCGUUAUCUGGCCUUUCAGAAGAUUGUAAUAUUCGUACUUCAAUGUCUUCUGGGUGUCCACCCCAGUCACCAGCUGUGGCAAAAUCUGAAGUAGCAAUAGAGGGAGAAUGCCCACUGCUGGCUGCCACCUUUGCGUACUGGGACAAUAUCUUAGGUCCACGUGUCCAUCACAUUUGGGCACCAAAGGGUGAUCAUGUGAUGUUCCUCAGCGAUGGAGAUGUGACCUUCCUGGCCAAUCACACAUUAAAUGGAGAGAUUCUGCGCAGUGCAGAGUGUGGCGCAGUGGACGUGAAGUUUUUUGUCCUGGCAGAGAAGGGCGUCAUCAUUGUGUCACUCAUCUUCGAUGGUGAGCUGAAGGGGGACAAAAACACCUACGCCUUGUCCAUUAUUCUGCCGCAGACGGAGCUGGCCUUCUACCUGCCUUUGCACACCAUCUGUGUGGAGAGGCUAAAGCAUGCUAUCCGCAAGGGACGCAUUUGGCUGCAAAAGGGCUACAACAUCAUCGCAGUGCUGAGCUUGGAGAUUGUUUCUAUUAUGGAGCUGCUUGCUUCCAUGAAGACACACAGUGUGCCUGAAGACAUAGAUAUAAAAUACACCGUGCUAAAUGAUGAUGACAUUGGGGACAGCUGCCACGAAGAUUUCCUCCACAAGGCCAUCAGCUCUCAUCUCCAGACUUGUGGUUGUUCAAUAGUGGUUGGAAGCAACCCAGAGAAAGUAAACAAGAUCGUGCGAACACUUUGCCUCUUUCUCACUGCUGCUGAGAAGAAAUGUUCACGCCUUUGCAAGGCAGACUCAUCCUUCAAAUAUGAUACAGGCCUUUUUGUUCAGGGUCUGCUAAAGGGAGACCGCAGGCAGUACGGUUUGGCAGCAAACACAUCCAGCACCAUCACUCUGAACACGGUGGCCCCUCAAGGUUGUGUGUUGAGCCACCUCUUCUUCACACCGCUGACCUAUGACUGCACACCGGCAUACAGUCCCAACCUCUUCAUCAAGUUUCCAGACGACACAACUGUGGUGGGUUUCAUCAGCAACGGGGACAAGACAAACUGCAGGAGUGAGGUGAGCCGCCUGGCCGGGUGGUGCACGGACAACAAUCUCCCCCUAAAUGUGGAGAAAACCAAGGAGAUUGUUGUGGACUUCAGGAGAGCACACUCCCAGCAUGAUCCCCUGAGCAUUUAUGGUGUUGCAGUGGAGAGAGUGCGCAGCACCAAGUUCCUGGGAGUGCACAUCACCGAGGACCUCAUCUGGACCAGCAACACCUCAUCACUGGCCAAAAAAGCUAACCAGUGUGUCUACGUCCUGCGCAAGCUGAGAAGGGUCAGAGCCUCUACCCUCAUCAUGUGCUCGUUUUACAGAGGGACCAUAAAGAGCAUCUUGACCAAUUGCAUCACUGUGUGGUACGGAGCCGGCACCAUAUCCUGCCACAAGAAUCCAUGGGGUAGUGAGGGCAGCUGAGAAGAUCAGUGGAACCUCUCUUCCCUCCCUGCAGGACAUUUACAUCACCCGCCUCACCCACAAAGCCCUCCGCAUAGCGGGGGAUGCUACCUAUCCGUCACACAGCCUCUUUAGUCUGUUGCCAUCAGGGAGUAGACUGCAGAAUCUGCAGGCCAGGACGAGUUGACUCAGACAGCUUUGUUCAUCAGGCUGUCAGGAAUCUGGACUCUCUGCCCGUUUUGCCCCCUCGACCUCUUCUGUCCUCUGCCCACCUGAACUCCGAACUCUGACGCCCCACGCACAUGCACACACACUCACUCACUCACUCACUCACACACACACACACAUACACUAGACUCAGGAUCGCACCAGCCACUUUAGCAGCAUUGGGGUUUUGUCAUCUAAUUUAUAUAGCGUAAUUUAUCGUGUAUAAUGCGCAUUUUUUCCCCCCAAAAAUUAUCAAGUCAAUAGUGUGCAUUAUACAUAGGUAUAGGGGAAAAUAGAAAAAACUUUCACAUUUUAUAAAUGUAUACCGCCAUCUAGAGGUUAUGAAAAUGCUGUACACUUUCAUUCCAAUAUGCCACCGCCACCUAGAGGUUAGGAAAAAGGUGUAGCCUACACUUUCAUUGCAAUAUAACAGGGGUACGUAUGACUGCAUAUACAGUAUGUACAGUUGUGCUUAUAAGUUUACAUACCGUGGUAGAAUUUGUGAAAUAUUGUUUUUUUUAAUACGACUGAUGACGGAACAACAACCAUCAUUCAUUUCUUUAUCGUUAUGUUUUGUUUGAUGAUCAUGCUUUUCCGAAAUGCUUGACAGUUUACAACCCCCAUUCCAAUGAAGUUGGGACGUUGUGUUAAACAUAAAUAAAAACAGAAUACAAUGAUUUGCAAAUCAUGUUUGACCUAUAUUUAUUUGAAUACACUACAAAGACAAGAUAUUUAAUGUUGAAACUGAUCAACUUUAUUGUUUUUGGCAAAUAAUCAUUAACUGAGAAUUUUAUGGCUGCGACACGUUCCAAAAAAGCUGGGACAAGGUCAUGUUUACCACUGUCUUACGUCACCUUUUCUUUUAACAACAUUCAAUAAACGUUUGGGAACUGAGGAUACUAAUUGUUGAAGCUUUGUAGGUGGAAUUCUUUCCCAUUCUUGCUUGAUCUACAGCUUCAGCUGUUCAACAGUCCGGGGUCUCCGUUGUCGUAUUUUACGCUUCAUAAUACGCCACACAUUUUCACUGGGAGACAGGUCUGGACUGCAGGCAGUCUAGUACCCGCACUCUUUUACUACGAAGCCACGCUGUUGUAACACGUGCAGAAUGUGGUUUGGCAUUGUGUUGCUGAAAUAAGCAGGGGCGUCCAUGAAAAAGACAUUGCUUGGAUGGUAGCAUAUGUUUCUCCAAAACCUGUAUGUACCUUUCAGCAUUAAUGGUGCCUACACAGAUGUGUACGUUACCCAUGCCAUUGGCACUAACACAGCCCCAUACCAUCACAGAUGCUGGCUUUUGAACUUUGCAUCCAUAACAGUCCGAAUGGUUCUUUUCCUCUUCCCCCGGAGGACACAAUGUCCACAAUUUCCAGAAACAACUUGAAAUGUGGACUCGUUGGACCACAGAACACUUUUCCACUUUUCAUCAGUCCAUGUUAGAUAAAGAAGCCGGCGGCGUUUCUGGGUGUUGUUGAAACAUGUCUUUUGCUUUGCAUAGUAGAGUUUCAAGUUGCACUUAUGGAUGUAGCACCGAACUGUAUUUACUGACAUUGGUUUUCUGAAGUGUCCCUAAGUCCAUGUGGUGAUAUCCUUUACACAUUGAUGUCGGUUUUUGAUGCAGUGCCGCCUGAGGGAUCGAAGGUCACAGGCAUUCAAUGUUGGUUUUCGGCCUAGCCGCUUACAUGCAGUGAUUUCUCCAGAUUCUCUGAACCUUUUGAUCAUAUUAUGGACCGUAGAUUAUGAAAUCCCUAAAUUCCUUUCAAUUGUAUGUUGAGGGACAUUGUCCUUAAACUGUUCGACUAUUUUCUCACUCACUUGUUCACAAAGAGGUGAAACUCUUUGCUUGUGAAUGACUGAGCAAUUCAGGGAAGCUCCUUUUAUACCCAAUCAUGGCACCCACCUGUUCCCAAUUAGCCUGUUCACCUGUUGGAUAUUCCAAAUAGGUGUUUGAUGAGCAUUCCUCAACUUUCUCAGUCUUUUUUGCCACCUGUCCCAGCUUUUUUGGAACGUGUUGUAACCAUAAAAUUCUAAGUUAAUGAUUAUUUGCUAAAAACAAUCACGUUCAUCAGUUUGAACAUUAAAUAUCUUAUAUAUAUAUAUCUAUAGUGUAUUCAAUUAAAUAUAGGUCGAACAUGAUUUGCAAAUCAUUGUAAUCUGUUUUUUAUUUAUGUCUAACACAAUGUCCCAGCUUCAUUGGAAUUGGGGUUGUAAUUUGUAUCCAUUAAAAUAAAAUUAAAUGUUUCGCCUUGCCCUACAUAUUUUCAUCAAAGAAUUGAACACAUCUUUCAAAUUCUGCCUGGGUACAGAAUGAGCACACCUGUGUGUUUUCUCAUUUACUAAAUAAAAGUAAGGCUGUGAAUUUCAAAAUAAGAGCACGUAAAUAAAAAGAAAGUAUUACCUGUUCAAAUAAAGUGCUUAACAUCCGAAUAAUCAUUUAAAAAAACUAACAAAAUACAGAUAAUACUUCAUGUUUUGAUCAUAUGAAUAGAAGCAAAAUCAUGCACUGUAAAAUUGCAUUAUUAUUCAUGGAUGCGCAUUAUACACGCCUUAUUUGCCUUGGUUCUCUGACCUUGACUAUGUUGCACAGGUCACCUGAUCUUCGAUAGUUGCACAUUCAAUUAAUACUUUCAUUCUACAAUUAUUACUUCCGAAUAAAUAUUUGAAAAAACUAACAAAAUACAGAUAAUACUUCGUUUUGAUCAUAUGGAUAGAAGCAAAAUCAUGCAUUGUAAAAUUGAUGUUUGAUAGUUGCACAUUCAAUUAAUACUUUUUAUACUGUAUAGACCAUAGUUUUAUUGAGCUUUUUAUAUUGUUAUUAUUUGUACUGUAUUUUGUAGCACUACGGGUCUUUGAGUACCGUUUUAAUCCUCUGUAUGUGUUACACAUAUUGAAGAAUUGACAAUAACACCUUGUACCUUCUAUAUAGUGGUUUAUCUACACCAUCACAGUGCCCAGAGCGCUUUAUCCAUCCAUCCAUUUUCUGAGCCGCUUCUCCUCACUAGGGUCGCGGGUGUGCUGGAGCCUAUCCAAGCUAUCAUCGGGCAGG
Messenger RNA from Phyllopteryx taeniolatus (common seadragon), 4890 nucleotides. It is a transcript of the gene c9orf72, whose product is annotated as C9orf72-SMCR8 complex subunit. The coding region runs from base 252 to 1664 and encodes 470 amino acids. NCBI's taxonomy places the organism in Eukaryota, Metazoa, Chordata, Actinopteri, Syngnathiformes, Syngnathidae. The transcript has 7 exons. Gene Ontology annotation, biological process: endocytosis; autophagy. Gene Ontology annotation, cellular component: endosome; autophagosome. The record is from RefSeq and is a predicted model, not a curated record. Gene Ontology annotation, molecular function: methyltransferase activity; guanyl-nucleotide exchange factor activity; 2-oxoglutarate-dependent dioxygenase activity.